ACAUUUAAAAACAAUGUAUUUUAUUGCUCUCAGAAGUGAUAUUGAUAAAAUUGCAUGUCACCAAUUUGCAUAAGUAGGACAAAUAUAUUCUGCAUUAUGUUUCUUUGUCCAUACUUUGUCGAUAUAGCGGAAACAUGGAUUGCGCAUGGGCAGCCGGUACAUCCUGUGUUAUGGGUGCAAGAUUGUCAACAAAGGAGGUCUUGCUGAAUGUACUGAAGUGUUUAGUAAUUUUCUAUUCACUUUACUAUGUUGUCAGCAGUAUCUGCUUCGCAGCCUACAGACUGGACACAUUCGAUGGCAAGAUCCCAUUCGAUUUCCACACCUGGAUAGACCUGACCCAAUGCUGCAAUAACUACACAUCAAAACAGAUGGUGAACCUGAUCUCGAUGGAGGUGACGUACGCUGUGAGUGGCCUGGGGUACAGCUGUGUCAGCUACCACUGGGUGUGGGACUACUCCGUCACCACCAUCAUCAUUCACAUCCUCCUCUGCAGCGCGGUGAUGCUGAACUUCCCGGUGAACUGGUCAUGGUGGAUCUGUUUAGGGUGUGGACUGCUGAUGCAGAUUGGCCUCGGGGAACUGGUGGCGCUGGUGAGACAACGGAAGAAGCUGGCUCGUGUUACACUGUCACCUGAACAGGAACCUAUGAACUUCCUCUACAGAAGACUGUGAUCCUGGCAUAAGCAAGGGACACAACUCUGCACUGUAGAAUGUCCCUGUAUCUGUCGGCUGAAACAAUUCACUGAGGCCACUAGAGGAUAUGUCUGUGAUACUGUGUUUCAUUAAAGGGGUAAACAUGUAAGACCCGCAUCACUUCGGCCUUGUCUGCCUUGCAAGGCUGCCAUGAUGUGAGAACUGUAGAGCCAGCUCCCUGUAGUAUGUAACCCACCAUGCUGGUCUGGAGUCAGGUCAUGGGAAUGCAGUAUUUGAUACAGCCUCACAUGAUCAGACUUCAAAGAUCAAAUGUCUAUCAGUAUACAUCAGUGCGUUCACUAGCAGAUACGUCAGUGAUAUACAUCAGUGUGUUCACUAGCAGAUACGUCAGUGAUAUAUAUCAGUGUGUUCACUAGCAGAUACGUCAGUGAUAUACAUCAGUGUGUUCACUAGCAGAUACGUCAGUGAUAUACAUCAGUGCGUUCACUAGCAGAUACGUCAGUGAUAUACAUCAGUGCGUUCACUAGCAGAUACGUCAGUGAUAUACAUCAGUGCGUUCACUAGCAGAUACGUCAGUGAUAUACAUCAGUGUGUUCACUAGCAGAUACGUCAGUGAUAUACAUCAGUGCGUUCACUAGCAGAUACGUCAGUGAUAUACAUCAGUGCGUUCACUAGCAGAUACGUCAGUGAUAUACAUCAGUGCGUUCACUAGCAGAUACGUCAGUGAUAUACAUCAGUGCGUUCACUAGCAGAUACGUCAGUGAUAUACAUCAGUGCGUUCACUAGCAGAUACGUCAGUGAUAUACAUCAGUGCGUUCACUAGCAGAUACGUCAGUGAUAUACAUCAGUGCGUUCACUAGCAGAUACGUCAGUGAUAUACAUCAGUGCGUUCACUAGCAGAUACGUCAGUGAUAUACAUCAGUGCGUUCACUAGCAGAUACGUCAGUGAUAUACAUCAGUGCGUUCACUAGCAGAUACGUCAGUGAUAUACAUCAGUGCGUUCACUAGCAGAUAUGUCAGUGAUAUACAUCAGUGUGUUCACUAGCAGAUACGUCAGUUAUAUAUAUCAGUGUGUUCACUAGCAGAUACAUCAGUGAUAUAUAUCAGUGUGUUCACUAGCAGAUACGUCAGUGAUAUACAUCAGUGUGUUCACUAGCAGAUACGUCAGUGAUAUACAUCAGUGUGUUCACUAGCAGAUACAUCAGUGAUAUAUAUCAGUGUGUUCACUAGCAGAUACAUCAGUGAUAUAUAUCAGUGUUCACUAGCAGAUACAUCAGUGAUAUACAUCUGUGUUCACUAGCAGAUAUGUCAGUGAUAUAUAUCAGUGCAUUCACUAGCAGAUACGUCAGUGAUAUAUAUCAGUGUGUUCACUAGCAGAUACGUCAGUGAUAUACAUCAGUGUGUUCACUAGCAGAUAUGUCAGUGAUAUAUAUCAGUGUGUUCACUAGCAGAUACGUCAGUGAUAUAUAUCAGUGUGUUCACUGGCAGAUAUGUCAGUGAUAUACAUCAGUGUGUUCACUAGCAGAUAUGUCAGUGAUAUAUAUCAGUGCGUUCACCAGCAGAUAUGUCAGUGAUAUACAUCAGUGUGUUCACUAGCAGAUACGUCAGUGAUAUACAUCAGUGUGUUCACCGGCAGAUACGUCAGUGAUAUACAUCAGUGUGUUCACUAGCAGAUACAUCAGUGAUAUAUAUCAGUGUGUUCACUGGCAGAUAUGUCAGUGAUAUACAUCAGUGUGUUCACCGACAGAUACGUCAGUGAUAUACAUCAGUGUGUUCACUAGCAGAUAUGUCAGUGAUAUACAUCAGUGUGUUCACUAGCAGAUACGUCAGUGAUAUACAUCACUGAUUUGUCAAACAAUACAUAGUGAUACAGAAUGAACCUUACAAUGAAUUGUAUCAUUGAAUUGUUAUUGUAGUGAAUUGUUUCAGCCUCAGUGUGUGUAAAUCUUUGAUGAUAUUCUACAACAUGUUAUAUGCAGAGUAGAAUGGCAGGUGGUAAAAGCUGAUCUUGUUUUGUUAGGGUUUCACUGAAUAUAUACUUGUGGAGACAUUUUACCUAAAUGGGCAGUGAAGCAUGACAGACAUGACGGACAUUAACAAUGAGAUUAACAAUGAGUAGAUGGAUUUCAUCGUCUUUCCAACCAUGUGCCUGCAAGAAUUGUAUAUGCUUAUUUAUUUUUCUACAAUGUUAAAUUGAUAUUUUGCUGUAAUAUGUACAUACAUGUACUUGAGAAAAGGACAGUUCUCUGCCUUGUAUGUCCAGGACAUAGUACUUGUCUAGAUGUUUGACCCACAGUGUGAUACUUGUCAAGAUAGGUGAUGCAUCAUGUAUUCUACAGAGACUUGUGAUGCAGUAGUAAACACAAAUGGUCAGUGUUAUAUGUAUGAUAAUUGGAUGUGUAUUGGAAGGCAGAGUGGCUCCACGUUCAGCAAGUCGUGUGAUCCUGGGGCCGCAUGGACUGAAGGAGUGUGACAACUGAUCAGGGUAGAGACUUCUGUGUUCACCUCUCACACACACACACACACGCACACCACAUACACACACACACACACACACACCACACAUACACACACACCACCACACCCAAUCACACCACACGCACACCACACACACACACAC
Molecule: messenger RNA, 3273 nt
Organism: Haliotis rufescens (red abalone)
Lineage: Eukaryota; Metazoa; Mollusca; Gastropoda; Lepetellida; Haliotidae
Product: transmembrane protein 244-like
Exons: 6
Coding region: 135-671 (178 amino acids)
Source: RefSeq, a predicted model, not a curated record